Messenger RNA from Solanum tuberosum (potato), 3041 nucleotides. Its product is annotated as nuclear transcription factor Y subunit B-4-like. The transcript has 5 exons. Lineage: Eukaryota; Viridiplantae; Streptophyta; Magnoliopsida; Solanales; Solanaceae. Gene Ontology annotation, biological process: regulation of transcription by RNA polymerase II. Gene Ontology annotation, cellular component: CCAAT-binding factor complex. Gene Ontology annotation, molecular function: protein heterodimerization activity; DNA-binding transcription activator activity, RNA polymerase II-specific; RNA polymerase II cis-regulatory region sequence-specific DNA binding. Bases 2129 to 2803 code for a protein of 224 amino acids. The record is from RefSeq and is a predicted model, not a curated record.
CAAUCGUAUAGAGAAAAAAGUAACACUUGUAAGUUAAGUGUAAAAUCUUACAAGCUUGAUGCUCUACUUUACUGACAUAUAUAGUACUUUAAUUUAAAGAUAAAUAUCUACUCGGAUAUAUAUAAGUGUUUGCAUAUAUAACUAAAAAAAUUAGAAAUUAAAAAAGGGGGAUGAUUGUAUAGUAAAUAUCGCAUAGCAUAAAAUGGAAAUACAAUGCCGCAUAUAAAAAUAUUAUAUAGUUGCUAGUACAACCAUGAAAUCUAAAAAUAUGAAUGAAUGAGGUACCAUUUAUUAUGUUUCAUCAAGAACAUGAAACUGAAGAUGAUGGGGAAGAAGAGAUUAUGAAGAUUAUGUUGUCAAAGAAAAUUAUAACUCAUAAGCACAAAAAAUAAUCAUUAAUAAAAACAAUGAAAUUUGAAAUACAACUGAGACGUUAGUGAAAGUAAAAAGAAACACGACAGAUAUUUAUACUAAUAUGUAUAGUGACUCUAAAUUAUUCUUUCAAAAUUAUUAAAAUUAUGAAAGAUUUGAAUAAUUAUGAUAUUGAAUUUCGGGCUUCUCAUCUUAAAUAAUGGAAGGUUAGAAGCUUAGAGUGAUUAUGAUGACUAUUAAAAUAGAGAAAAGACAUAAAAUCACCACUGAAGUUGUCUCGAAUUUUUAAAAAGACACUUUAACUUUUUGGGUGUCCUAUUACCCCACGAAACUAUCUGAAUCCACAAUAAAUAUACCAUUUUGACUAAUUUUAACAUCACUCGUGUUGUCACGAAAUAUGGACGCGUGAAGGACUCUUGAUACUGCUUCAGACCAACGUAAAAUUGCAUGAAGGACUACGAAUUCAAAAUCAAGGCUGGAACACUCACAAGAACACAAAAAAAGAAGAAGUCAUAGCUGCCUAGCUUUUGAAUAAUUUCAUACAUGUUUAGGCUUUAGCAAAGGUUGUUCAUCUUUUCUUGUUUUUUGUGAAAUAGCGAGUUCUAGAUUUGAGAUUGACAACGCCUUCAGUUCACUAUCCCACAAAAGAGCGGAAGAGUCCCAUGGGAUUCAACAAUACAUUGUUGCAUGAAGCUUGCAUAUCUUGUACAUGGAGUCCGCACAUACAGUUCCAAAUAUAAUAGUAGUAUCAAGAGCCCUUCUUCUUGAGGGAUCUGUGAUGGCAAAGACAUAAGUUUUUCCUUCAGUUCUUCUAAGGUGAGUGAGCUGAGCAACAAUAACAUGACAUCCACCAGCUUCUUGGGUGUAUGUCCUCCUAUGUUUACGAUUAUCCAUCUCACUCUCUCUACAAAUAUAUCUCUUUAUCUCUCCAUACAUACACAUAUAUAUAUAGUAUGUGGUUCUUGACAAGUAAUAAGUGCCCAUAUAUAUUGGUACAAAAUUUAAGAGCAAGGGGGGACACGUGGCACAGGGUGGAGUGAAUGAAGAGAAGUUAUUCACCGGGAUAGAUAUGAUUGGGAAAAUGAGUAUUGACCGGAAACGAAAUAACUAUAUACUACUAGUUUUUUUGUCCCAAAAUAAGUAUCACUUUAGCUCAUUUCAUGCCCAUUAAGGAAAAUAAUAAAUUGAAGGUAUAGUUUACUAAGUUGCCUCUAUUUAUUAGAUUUUUUUUUUUAUAAUUGAGCACUAUUAAAAAGUAGUAGCUCUUUAAUAUAAGAGUAUAGUCGAAAAAUGCAUACUCAUUUUUUAAAUGCUAAUACUCCUUUUACCCCAAAAAAUAAGUGCCACUUGAGCAAAAAACAUUGUUCCAAAACAAGUGUCUUUGUAGGAAUUCUAGACCAAAAUUAGUAUGCUUUUUCAAUCAUCAAAAACAUCUAACAAAUAGAGCUAACUUAGUAAACUAUACUUCAAUUUAUUAUUAUCCUUGACGGGCAUGAAAUGAACUAAAGAGAUAAUUAUUUUGGACAAAGGAAGUAGUAGUAUAUAGUUAUGUCGUUUCCUGUCAAUGCUCAUUUUCCCAACAGCGAAAUCAUAUUUAUCCUAGUGAAUACCUUCUUCUCGUUCAAUCUGCCUAGGUGCCACGUGUCCCCCCUUUCUCUUAAAUUUUGUAGCUAUAUAUAUGGGCACUUAUUAGCUGGCAAUAGCCACAUACUAUACACAUAGAGAGAGAGGGAGAUAUUUGUAGAGAGAGAGUGAGAUGGAUAAUGGUAAUCAUGUUGGUGGUUCAGGAAAUGGAGGAUUUCAUAGCUAUCGCAGAUCUCCACAACCAAAUCCUGCACAUUCCCCUUCCUCUGAUAUGGAGAUGAUCUUGGAACUGCCUUCUCAUCUCAACCAGGCAGUUGUUGAAGGCAUUAUUCAGGAGCAAGACCAAUUCAUGCCAAACGUGGCCAGAAUCAUGCAUAGAACCUUUCCUCCCCAUAUCAAGAUAUCCGAUGAUGCAAAAUGGACCAUGCACGACUGUAUCUCUGAGUUCAUAUGCUUCGUAACAUACGAAGCCAAUGCUCGUUGCCAGCGUGAGCAGCGGAACACCAUCACUGAUGAAGACGUGCAUUGGGUCACUAGCAAGUUUGGUUUUGAUGACUACAUUGAACCCUUGCCUUUGUACUUGCCUCGUUAUCAUGAGGAUGAUGGUGGUGAGUGUGGAUCCCUGAUAGGAGAGUCUUUGUUGAAGCGUCCAAUGGUUGAUACAGCUUCAAACUGCAACAUCACGCCCUAUCACCAGCCUCCUAAUUUUCCUAUGGCUCAUCACCACUUGGGGUAUCCACCACCAAUGGGAAAUGGUGAUAUGCAGGGGGAUGCAUCAAAUGGAAGCACUUCUCAGUGUGCAAUGGAUAAUGAUGUUGAGUUUCCUUCGGAGGGGGGUAAGGAGUGAUCAAUUUCUCCACUAAAGGUGUUAAGUUGUUAUUGAAGCUUCAUGAGCAAUGAAGAAAUCAGACUAUCUUUUCUAUGUUACCUAAUCUAGGAUAAUUCUUAAUUUGCAAAGUUUAGGAACGUGUCUUUCGAACUAAGUGAGCCAAAUGGUGGCCCCUUCAAUUGGCUGUUUACUUAAGUGUGUAUGUGUUUGUGUAUUUGUAUGUAUAUUUGCCCUUGUGCUAUGAAAAAAUUGGUCA